Molecule: messenger RNA, 551 nt
Organism: Cicer arietinum (chickpea)
Lineage: Eukaryota; Viridiplantae; Streptophyta; Magnoliopsida; Fabales; Fabaceae
Source: RefSeq, a predicted model, not a curated record
UUGACGUUGAUUUGUAUAGUUAUAUAGAAUGUUGACAAUUUGAAUAUAUAAUAAUGUACAAGUCCGUGAUUCUCUAAAUAAAUAUCCUGGUGCUCAAACUUUGAGCAACCUUUGACAAGAAACUAUAGAGGGAUAUGGCGGUUGGCGAGGAAAACGGCGGCGGAGUACGGAGGAGAGGAUGCACCUUCCAAAAAAACGACUUCUUCCCGGAGGAGUCGUUUAAAAGUUGGGGAAAUUAUGGAAGAUCGGUGAUGGAGACACCAUUCCGAUUGAAAGAUCGUGUGUUGAAACGAUCCAGUGAUCAUUCGGAGUUAUUCGAAGUUAAGGCUCGGAGUGGUAAUGAGAUGAAGAAGACGUUGAAUUGGUGGGACUUGAUAUGGUUCGGCAUCGGUGCUGUCGUCGGUUCCGGAAUAUUUGUGCUUACCGGACUUGAGGCUAGGCAUCGGUGCUUGUCACUUGUUCAUUUUUCAGUAAUUUUACUCUCACACUAUUUCUACAUUAAAUGCAAUCUUACUAAAUUAAUUACAAGAAUUUGAAAUAAAUUAAAAUAA